CCCCCCACGCGUCGUGUCGCCGGGAAGCCGGGAGGAGACAGAGCGCUCGGGCUCCACGGCGCUCGGCCCGCAGUCCCCUGACCGCGCGGAGCAGAGCCAGGUGGCGCCGCCGGAGCCCAGAGCCGCGACCCUCCCCGGCCGCCUUUGUCUGGGAGCGUGCGGCCUGGAAGCGCUGCUCCCGGGGGCCGGGCACGCGCUCACAGCGGUCGCUGACAGCUCUUCCCUCCCGGAGGGCUCCGGGACUGAGGGGCGGUCGGGCCGGGCCCUGCUCGCCCGCGCCUGCACGCCCGAGGGCGCGCACCGAUGCCCCCGCAGCAGGGGGACCCCGCAUUUCCCGGCCGCUGCGAGGCGCCGCCCGUUCCACCGCGCCGGGAGCGCGGGGCGCGCGGGGGGCGCGGGCCCGGGGCGCCAGGGGGCCGGGGCCGCGCGGGCGGUGCCGAGGGGCGCGGCGUCAAGUGCGUGCUUGUGGGCGACGGCGCCGUGGGCAAGACCAGCCUGGUGGUGAGCUACACCACCAAUGGCUACCCCACCGAGUACAUCCCCACCGCCUUCGACAACUUCUCGGCUGUGGUGUCUGUGGACGGGCGGCCUGUGAGACUCCAGCUCUGCGACACUGCUGGGCAGGAUGAGUUUGACAAACUCGGGCCUCUCUGCUAAACCAACACGGACAUCUUCCUUCUGUGCUUCAGCGUGGUGAGCCCCUCCUCUUUCCAGAACGUCAGCGAGAAGUGGGUGCCAGAGAUUCGCUGCCACUGUCCCAAAGCCCCCAUCAUCCUCGUUGGAACUCAGUCGGAUCUCAGAGAAGACGUCAAGGUCCUUAUCGAGCUGGACAAAUGCAAAGAGAAGCCCGUGCCCGAAGAGGCGGCCAAGCUGUGUGCCGAGGAAAUCAAAGCCGCCUCCUACAUUGAGUGUUCAGCCUUGACUCAGAAAAACCUCAAAGAGGUCUUUGAUGCGGCCAUCGUUGCGGGCAUUCAGUACUCGGACACUCAGCAACAGCCAAAGAAGUCCAAAAGCAGGACUCCAGACAAAAUGAAAAACCUCUCCAAGUCCUGGUGGAAGAAGUAUUGCUGUUUCGUAUGAUGCCAGCCGGGAACCCGCAGUAGGAGAUAUAUUAGCUGAAUGAGUCCUCUCAUCGUGCCGAACCUGUGUAGAGAGCGUGUGUGUGUCAUAGGUCCAGCUCUCAGUUUACGUCUUCUUUCUUGUCUUGGAUAUUCUUGUUUGUUUGAGCUUAGGGACGAGCUGAUUAUUAAUUAUGCAAGAUAUUUUUGAAGUCAGUGGAGCAUUUUUCAUAACUCUGGAAAUGUAGAGCUCUGGACCUCUGGAUUAAUUUAUAUCUAAUAUGAAAAAGACACCUCGGAUCUGUGUGUCAAGAAUUAAAUUUUUUUUUCUACAUUAUAAUGUACAGAAGAACAAAAGAAGAAAUGGUGUGGUUAACCCUGCCUUGAUUAAGGGCUCCUUCCUGCAAGUGCGUUAUGUCGCCUGGGCAGCUAUGGUGAGAAUCACUCUUAGCCCAAAGACUCCACACACUUUUAAAAAACUUUUCAAAGGACUAAAAUCAAAAAAAUGAGAGACCUCUGCCUACAACACCUCAAACCAGUCACUUUUGUCAUAUGCUAAUACCUGCUUGCUUAAGA
Zalophus californianus (California sea lion) is the source of this 1634-nucleotide messenger RNA. It is a transcript of the gene RHOU, whose product is annotated as ras homolog family member U. The record is from RefSeq and is a predicted model, not a curated record. Gene Ontology annotation, biological process: small GTPase-mediated signal transduction. Gene Ontology annotation, molecular function: GTP binding; GTPase activity. The transcript has 3 exons. Lineage: Eukaryota; Metazoa; Chordata; Mammalia; Carnivora; Otariidae.